AUGGAAUGGAACCUCAGAAGGAUGGACAGUGAACUGAGACAGAUCAACCCAGACCUGCUGCAGCCUAGCAAGAGCAUCAAGAAGCCCUCCUCAGGCACCAUCACUCUCAACGUGGGGGGCUUUCUCUAUGCCGCACACCGCACCACCCUCAGCCGCCACCAGGGGUCAGUGUUGGAGGAGCUGGCCAGCGGCAGGAAGCCCAUCCAGCACACUGACUCCAUGGGCAACCCCUUCAUCGACCGUGACGGCCCCGUGUUCAGACACAUCCUCAACUUCCUGCGGACCGGAGACCUGCAGCUGCCCGAUGACUUCCGAGAGGUGGGCCUUCUGAGAGGAGAAGCAGAGUUCUACCGCCUCAGUGGAUUGGUGGAGGCCAUUUCAGAGUGGGAGGGGAUGCGGGCGGCGCAACGGGAGCCCGCCUUCCUGGAGGUGACUGACGAGAGGUCGCAGGGCUUCAAGGUGUACUGCAGCGACCCCUCCUUCAUCGACAAGAUCAAAGGGCGCCUGGUUCAGAUCUCAAAGAGCCGUCUGGACGGCUUCCCAGAGGAGUUUGAGGUGUCGUCCAACGUGAUCCAGUUCCGCCACUUCAUCAAGUCGGACCCUGGCUCCAGGCUGGUGCUGAAACAGGACAGUACCUUCCUGUGUACCCUGGAGUGUCUGAAGCUAGAGACGGUGAUGCUGGCCCUGAAGGCUGGCUUCUCUCUAAUCAGCUCUCUGGACAGCAGCAAGGGAUCUGUGGUGGCCGCAGAGGCUCUGCACUUUGUCAAGUAA
This is a messenger RNA of Salvelinus namaycush (lake trout), 771 nucleotides long. Its product is annotated as BTB/POZ domain-containing protein KCTD4-like. Gene Ontology annotation, biological process: protein homooligomerization. Gene Ontology annotation, molecular function: protein binding. The transcript has a single exon. The record is from RefSeq and is a predicted model, not a curated record. NCBI's taxonomy places the organism in Eukaryota, Metazoa, Chordata, Actinopteri, Salmoniformes, Salmonidae. The coding region runs from base 1 to 771 and encodes 256 amino acids.